GCAGGAGGAGGGUACUGACUCUUCUUCUCCUGCUUGAAAGGCUCCAGAGGGCGGGUAGGAGGAGAAGGAGCCGAUAUUGGGUGCAUCCCUUCAACCAGCGAAGGAGACAACAGGGGGAGUUUUAUCACCUUGUGGCCGAGCUGAGGCUGGACAGCCAACGCCAUUAUCAGUAUUUUAGGAUGAGAGCGGAGCAGAUGGAUGAACUUCUGUCCCUCAUUGGCCCCGAACUGACCAGACAAUCGACAAACUACCGAGCCGCCAUAGAGCCCAAGCAGAGACUGGCUGUUGGACUUAGAUACUUGGCUUCUGGGGACUCACUGGUCAGCCUAGCGUUCAGCUAUCGCCUAGGGCGGUCAACUGUAAACAACUCUGUACAUAUGGUGUGUGCAGCCAUUGAAAAAGGGAUGAUGGAGCGGUUCUUACCCAGGCCAACACAAGACACUUGGAAGGAGGUUGCACAAGGCUUCUGGGAAAAAUGGAAUUUCCCAAAUUGCCUGGGGGCAAUAGACGGAAAACACGUAACCAUACAAGCACCACCACCGACCGGAAGUCAUUACUUCAACUACAAGAAGACAUUUUCCAUAGUGCUUUUGGCGCUUGUGGAUGCUGACUACAGGUUCCGGGUAAUUGAAGUGGGGGAUUUGGGAAGAAUCAGCGAUGGUGGGGUGUAUGCCGGAUCGGAUUUGGGGAGAGGAAUGGAGACCAGAACACUUCAUGUGCCACCCAGUACCUCUCUGCCUGGUGCUGCUCACCUGGAUGAUUUGCCAUUUGUCAUGGUGGGUGACGCAGCUUUCCCACUGAAGCCAUACUUGAUGAGACCAUACCCCGGACAGAACCUCACUCAUCAAAAGAGGAUUUUCAACUACAGACUUUCAAGAGCAAGGAUGGCGGUGGAAAAUGCCUUUGGCAUUCUGGCCUCCAGGUGGAAAAUAUUUCAUCGCAAAAUCAACCUUCACCCUCAAAAUGUGGACACACUUGUGGUGGCUGCAUGUAUCCUUCACAACUUCUUGCUUGCCCCUAGCGAAAACCAGAGGUUGCUGGAUGAGGAAGAGCAGCUAGGGAGACACAUGGCACCAGUAAGAAACAUGGGAGGGAACAGGGCAUCAAGAGAGGCCUGUAAUGUGAGGGAGGUCUUCUGCACCUUCUUCAACUCCCCUGAAGGCAGUGUGUCUUGGCAGGACAGAAUGGUGUGAUAGCAUGACCAAAAAGGUUACUGCUGACCCAAAGAAAUUGCACAUAUAAAUUUGUAAAUACCUCUUUUUGUUUUUCAGAUGAGUUAUUUUUUUUAAUCACGCUAGGAAAGGAUUGUAAAAAGCUGAUAAAUUAUUAUGCUCCCAAAGACACUAAUUGUUGUAAUUGUGAAAGUCUCUUUCACAAUGUCUUCUUUUUGAAAAUAAAAUUUAAGAAAAAACCUUU
Lampris incognitus (smalleye Pacific opah) is the source of this 1416-nucleotide messenger RNA. RefSeq lists its product as uncharacterized. The record is from RefSeq and is a predicted model, not a curated record. The transcript is spliced from 2 exons. Lineage: Eukaryota; Metazoa; Chordata; Actinopteri; Lampriformes; Lampridae. The coding region runs from base 180 to 1193 and encodes 337 amino acids.